AUGUUCUCCCCAUCUCCGAUCCAGCCAUAUCCACCCUUCCAAAGAGUCCAGAGAAUCGAGAGAGGGAGAAUGGAGGCCGCAACGCAGCUUGUCUCCAUCGUCGGGCAGUUUGUGGGCGAGGAGUACCAGCAGCUCCGCGGCGUCGGAGGGCAGGUGGCUGAGCUCAGCGACGAGCUGGACACCAUGAACGCCAUCCUCCGCAUGCUGUCCGACGCCGAGGAGGGCGCCGUUGACCACUUCAUCCGGGUGUGGAUGAAGCAGGUCCGCGAGCUUGCCUACGACGCCGAGGACUGCGUGCACCUCUACAUCCUCCGCAUCCGGUGCCGGCCGAGAGACCGCUUCCUCGUCUGGUCCAAGCGCGUCCUCGCGACGCUCUUCCCUCGCCGUCGGUUGGCUCGUGAGAUCCAGGAGCUCCGCGCCCGUGCCGUCGUGAUCAGUGAGCGCCAUGCGCGUUACGGCGUCAGCCGUGAGGCGCUACUGCGAUGCACUACUUCUUCUAUAGCCGCUCCUACCCCCGUGCUCCGCCAUGCGUUCGGCCGGCCGGCAGCAAACGACCCUGACCAUCUCGUCGGCAUCACGGAGCAGGCUGAUAAACUGUCCAACAUGGUGAGGGCGGUGGGUGACAAGAAUCUCAAGGUGUUCUCCAUCGUUGGAUUUGGUGGACUCGGGAAGACCACACUGGCGAUAGAGGUGUGCCGGAAGCUGGAGGUGGAGUUCCCACACCAAGCGCAAGUGUCCGUGUCCCAGGCGUUCGGCGGCACCAAGGAUCUCGAGGGAUUGCUGAGGCGCAUUCUUCGACAGAUCGUGCAGGCGAAAGCAGAGAAUGCACAAGGCAUCAAGGAAGAGAACCCCCUUCAUGGCGUCGACGACAAGGAUGAAAGCGACCUCACCAGGAUGCUCAAGGAGCUUCUCAAGGACAAGAGGUACCUCAUUGUUGUCGAUGAUAUAUGGACGGUAGCAACAUGGGAUACAAUCAGACCGAAGUUGCCAGACAACAAAAAUGGCAGCAGGGUCAUUGUGACCACUCGGAUAGAGAGUGUAGCCGAAGCAUGCGGUGAUGCUAGUGUUGAUGGAGAUCGCAUUUAUCAGAUGAAACCCCUUGAUUUUAAUGACUCCAAGAAGUUGUUCCUCAGCAGAGCAUUUGGUUCAGAGAACGACACUUUGCACAAUGAUCUGAGAGGUGAAAUGGACAAAAUCUUAAGAAAAUGUGGUGGGCUACCAAUGGCCAUUAUUAGUAUUGCCAACCUCUUGGCGAGCUACAAAUCACCGGAGAGCAAAGAUAUGUGGGAAAGAAUAUGCAAGUCAAUUGGUUCUCAAAUGGAGAACCACCCUACCCUUGAGGGCAUGAGGAAAAUAGUUACUCUCAGCUAUAACCACUUGCACUAUUAUCUCAAGGGUUGCAUAAUGUACCUUAGUAUUUUCCCAGAGGAUUAUGUAAUCACCAAGAAGCGGCUCUUGAAGAGAUGGAUAGCUGAAGGACUAGUUGCUGAGAUUCGAGGUUUGACCUUAAUGGAGGCUGCAGAAGCCUAUUAUAAUGAGUUAUUGAGUAGGAACAUGAUUGUUCGGGCCGGUGAUAUUGUCAGCCGGUGGGAUGGGACUGUGGAGACGUGUCAGGUACAUGACAUGGUCCUUGAGGUCAUGGUGUCCAAAUCCCUGGAGGCUAAUUUUGUUAGCCUAGUAGGUGGCUCUUAUGAAGGGAUGUCCUACGGUAGCAUUCGCCGCCUAUCCAUCCAUGGUGGAGAGGUAGUAUCCGAAGGCUCUUGCUCCACUGAAAUUGCAACAUCACAUGGUAGGAAGAAUGACAUCGAAGGGAUGAAGAUGGAGCAUGUCCGAUCACUGAGCAUGUUUGGCCCUAAAGAUAACAUGAAGAUGCUUGAUCGUCUAGGUGAGUUAAGUCUGCUCAGGGUACUUGACCUGGAAGACUGCACGGCCAUAAAAAACAAGCAUUUGAGACAUGUUUGCCGGAUGUACCUUCUCAAGUUCUUGAAUUUAAAAGGAACAAGUAUUAGUGAGAUGCCUCCGGAAGUCGGUGACCUAGAAAAUUUGGAGACCCUUGAUGUACGUCAGACACACCUUGAAGAUCUACCGGAAACGGUGACAAAGCUAGAGAAACUAGAACACCUCCAAUUCAACAAGAAGGAUGCCAUAUUUUAUACGUCUUGGAGAGCAAGUAAGGGCCUGGGUAGGAUGAAGGCAUUACAGACGGUGAAUGCAGUAGUUUUUGGAAGUGAUGCUGAUGUUGCCGAAGAGCUUGGUAACCUACAACAAGUGAGAGAGUUACGUAUGGAUGUGGACUGCGGUCCCCUUGAUCUGAAUGUUAGGAAAAAUCUUGCUGUGUCCCUGGGCAAGAUAUAUUCCCUCAGGUGGCUCAACAUUACUGAUCAUCCUUGGGUCAACCGUACCGACCCUCUUGGGGACCCACAAUAUUUGGACUUCAUACAUGAAAUCGACCCCCCGCCGCGGCUCCUCGGAUAUCUUAGGAUCGGCUCCGGCAUUAGCAAAUUGCCCGACUGGGUCGGGUCACUGAAUUAUCUUACCGAGCUUUUCCUUUCUUGGACAUACUUGGUUGGUGACCAACUGUUUGGCCCAGUAUGUAAGCUGCCAAAUCUGCUGGGCAUACACCUGGAGGCGUACUACUACGUUGCUCCAGAGCUGGUUGCACAAACUACCCACAACUUCCCAGCGCUCAAGAACCUAUGCCUGAACUUUGAUAUUCAUUUUAUGGAGGUUCUCAGAUUUGAGGAAAAAUCAAUGUCAAAGCUCGAGAAACUCCAGGUGAGAUUUCUCGACAAAGAUACUAAGAUACUGGAAGGCAUGGACAAUUUGACAAGCCUUAAGGAGGUGGUGCUCGAAGGUAACAGAGACAACCCUGCAUUGCACCGUGCAGUGCAGCAAUUAAAGACAAUGAAUGAGAAGCGCCAAAAAUCCGAUCAGAUCAAGGUUGUAGUUAAAUACGGCGCCGUGCAGUGGCCCAGUGUGUAG
Messenger RNA from Triticum turgidum subsp. durum (durum wheat), 2982 nucleotides. The record is from the annotation of a GenBank genome assembly. Lineage: Eukaryota; Viridiplantae; Streptophyta; Magnoliopsida; Poales; Poaceae.